Molecule: messenger RNA, 3114 nt
Organism: Maniola jurtina (meadow brown)
Lineage: Eukaryota; Metazoa; Arthropoda; Insecta; Lepidoptera; Nymphalidae
Gene: mael
Product: protein maelstrom homolog
Exons: 11
Coding region: 40-1437 (465 amino acids)
Biological process (GO): spermatogenesis; male meiotic nuclear division; regulation of miRNA-mediated gene silencing
Cellular component (GO): nucleus; P granule
Molecular function (GO): sequence-specific DNA binding
Source: RefSeq, a predicted model, not a curated record
AAAAUCAUCAUUUUUCGUGGAGUUGCAUGCACAGGUUGCAUGGUUGCAGCUGUAUGUAUAUCACAGACCAGUUAUUGCUGUGUAUUUUUACUCAUUCAGCUGCAGAAGGAAGUACCUACCGACAAAAUGCCGAAAAAAACAACAAAAAACUCAUUCUACUUUUUCAUGGUUGAUUUUAAAGAACAGCAAAGGAAAAAAGGGAUCAACUAUGCAAACAUGAACGAAGUGGGGUCGGCCGCGGGACCUGUGUGGGAAGCUGCACCACCUGCAGUUCGCGCGAAAUUCGAGGCCAUAGCAAAAAAGGAAAAACAAAAAUAUAACAUUCCAGAAUGCAAAUAUACAUCUCAAGGAGUCUCCCUCGCACAAAUUGAUCGCGAAGCAGAAGAACUUCAACGAGCCAUUGAAGAUGAACAGAAAGACAUCAAGAAUAUGGUGACCAAGAAAGGCCUUGAUUGUCCUGCUCUCGAUCUGCACAUAUUUGUGAUGGACGUCAACUGCUACUGCAAGGCGAGCAGGGACUAUGUCGUUGGGGAAACUGCGCUGAUGCAGUUCAACAUAAGAAAUGGCAUUCAAGAAGCCUAUCAUACAAUAAUUAAUCCUGGUAACAUUCCAAUAGGAUAUGCUUCGGAUGUGAAGUAUGGAAGCGUAGAACUAGGACUUGACAUGCCCGAUGAAUCGAAAGAGCGGACGGAUUAUAUCAGUGUGCUGGCGAAUACCAUAGACUAUUUGAAAAAAAACAUCGACAAAAACGAUAGGAUACCGGCAUUGUUCACGAUGCCCGACAAGGUCGCGCCCUUGACCAACUUCCUCCAGCAGAUGUGCCGGCGAGCAGGCGAAGACGAUACAAUAUUCCGUGUAUACCAACUAGACAGGUUGUUCUAUACAAUGGUCAACUUUGUACGGUUGAGUGAGGAUGCCGGCUUCCCCAAGGAGUCACUUGCCUUGAACCAACUGAAGAAAGACCCUUUCAAGUACAACCCCGGCCUCGCCUGCCAGCACCACGAGGUAAACGACAAGGCAGUGGAGUGCUGCCUGUCCCGCGUGAGGCGCUGGGCAUACACCUUCCUCGACACGGCCUGCCCCGCGGCCGGCAUCGUCGCGUUGCCGGGCAAACACUUGCCUGCUGAUUUCGACAUCGAGCAAACACAGAUUUUCCAAGAGCAAAAGAAAACCAGACUCCCGCCGUCUGUUUGGAGGGAGCCAAACUCGUGCGACGCAUCUCCUAAUACCUCUUUUAACCUGCCUGUUGAGCCUAGCACUUCAAAGGUAGUUAAGCGAGUCCAUGUACCACUGAGAAGGCCGAAAUCUAAUUUCCCGGAUCCCAGCUGCGCAGAAGUUCCAGAACUGACUGAUUUGGAUUUCCCGCACUUGUCCCGAGUGUCCCGAGGACCCGCCAACGUGGAAAACACCUUUAACAAGCUCAAUAUUAAUGAAUAAUUUGAUCACUAUAUAAACUAAACUAGUCACACAAAAAUCGUUUAUCUACUAAUUACUACAGGGUUAUAGGCUAUUACUUUUUAAGUGUUACUUUUAAGGUGGUAGCUCAAUUACACGACACCGCUCCCGCAUGGUAAAGAAUGACAAUCAAAUAUAGGCUUUCAAAGUCGUACUUCCCAACGAGUCGAAAUGUUCACUCGUUUUGGCGUGACUCGUUGGGAAUCCAUCUUUUAUAGUGACAAUACAAUUGCAAACAACGCGCAGCAAGCGAGCUUGCCGUGAUCCAGCCACUGGAUGGCUGACGUCUCUUACCACCUGCUUCGAGUGGCCCACGCGUCUUCAGCGUGCGGGCCACUCGAGCAAGUUGUAACCCUCCGUCCACACAGUGCUCUACUCGCGCAAUUAAUCGCGACGUCGCUUGUUUUUGCAACGUGUUGGACGUCGAAACUGUGCGCUAUUGCAUACUUACCGACACAAUAGGGAGCGAUGGGCGUGAACGAGGAACAUGCGAGUAACGCGUCCACACUACGUUUCUGCCUCCGUUCCUCGCUCCUUCUCAUGCCACACGGGCAGUGUGUGGACGCCGUACUGUUAACUGUCAUCGCGUGGACACCAAGCUUUCUGCUAGCUGUCGGCGCGUGGACAACUAGCAGUCACUUCGAUGCCGUGCGUGUGUUGUGUGGGAACGGUGUCGUGUAAAUGAGUUACAAUAAAGGUUUAUUCUGUAGUUACUCUUAUACUGUAGUCUUAAACUCAAAGUCCAGCCCUAACUUGCAUAUAAGUACUAUCGUAUUGAUCUAACUUUAAGCAAAAAUAAAUAUUAUAGUUGACAGUUUCAUUUCCGUUCAGUAUUAUUUCAUACACCAUACGAUUUCUCGUUUCGAUUAAAAUUUAUCGACAUCGUAUAAUUGACGAUCAUUAUGAGAAAUAUAACGAAGCUACGCAAGAAGUAUUUGACGACUUAAGUUCACAAUCAGUCUUAAAUAAUGACAAAAGCCAAUUUACAAAACAAAAAAAAGAUUAAUACUAGAUCUUUUCAAAAUGAUUCAUCUGAAAAUAUUGAUUCUGAAGAAAAAAAAUCUCUGAAUUUGUUUCCAAUUUAACGUGUUCCUACUAUCUUUGCCACUACUAUCCUGUGCGCUUCAAACUGGAAUUGUGAAUAUUUACUGCGGUAAAUGAGACUGUCAAAUCGUAUCUGACGUACAAAUGUCGUCACGUGUAAAGGUUCUUGUAUAAUUAUAUUUUACUUAUAAACUGUACCUGUUUUUAUUACGCCCGCUCUGCACUCUGGAACGACCGUCCAUUUCGAUUCUCUAACGAUUGAAGAGCCGGCUUUAUAAUGUAAGGUUAACGUUAAUAUACUUAGUGCGCGAUGGGUUGAGAUGGCAAGCAGGGGAGCUCGGGUGACGUUGCUGGUUUGCGGGGCUUCCCCAGCCUCAUGUUUCUAUUGCCAUGUCAACCUGUCGCGUACUAUACUUAACGAGUUGAAAUCUGAAAGAAUUCUCAAUUUUGUUCCGAAAAAACUCUUUUGUACUUUUUGCAUUUAGUCUAUGUAAGUUAUGGGGCAAGCGACGGGUCUGCCCGCGAAAUUCUAAUUUUACUUCGUUUUUCGCAAUUUGUAAACUAAUACGACAACGUAGGCUUAUGGCACUUUAAUUGCGGCAAUGGCUGUAUCAU